Molecule: messenger RNA, 1032 nt
Organism: Opisthorchis viverrini
Lineage: Eukaryota; Metazoa; Platyhelminthes; Trematoda; Opisthorchiida; Opisthorchiidae
Exons: 4
Coding region: 348-947 (199 amino acids)
Biological process (GO): mRNA splicing, via spliceosome; spliceosomal snRNP assembly
Cellular component (GO): U5 snRNP; U1 snRNP; U12-type spliceosomal complex
Molecular function (GO): RNA binding
Source: RefSeq, a predicted model, not a curated record
AUCAUGCUGAACAGACCGUCAGGGUUAUGCAUGGCAAAGAAAUAAAUGGCCGAGCCUUAUAUGCCAGCCGCGCCCAACGCAAAGAAGAACGUCAGGAGGGACUCAAACAACGCCUCGAAAAACAGCGGGCUGAGCGUCUCGAAAAUCUUGACGAUAACAUCGAUGAUGAAAGACUAAAGGUAGCGUUUUCGCACUACGGCCCGACCACUAGUGCAAAGGUGAUGACUGAUGCAAACGGGCGUUUUAAAGGUUUUGGUUUUGUUUGCUCCACGCAGCCGGAACAGGCAGCUCGGACUGUCAUUGAAAUGAACGCCACUUUGGCGGGCUUCAAACCUUAGGCAGCUGCUAUGUCGGGUGGAAUGCCGGCUCAACUUGGCGGGAUUGUCUCUGCGCGUCCGCCGAUGCCCACUCAAUGUAUUGGUGCACCAAACCCUGCAGCGGGUGUCGCAGCGAACCAAAUGGCUACAAUGGCUCAUCUACGGUCUCCGGCUAGUGUGGGUCGUCCGAUCAUGCCUAAUGCUGCAAUGUCAGCUAUGCCAGCUGACCCGCAUGUGCCUGGUUCGGUUAUGAUGAACCAUGCUGCUGAGCAGAGGCAGUCUGCCGGUCGACCCAGAGUUCCGAUGCAGCAGGUCAUGACUGGUCCUGCAGGUGGCAUGCCACGACCAUCUAUGGCUUCAGUGGUGGCUGGUGGCCCUUAUGUCCGGCCGAUUGCUCCUCAGGUUCCACGAAAUGUUAUGCAUCCCUCAAUGGGUGCGAUGCUGGGUGCUCCUGUCAAGCUCAAUGGGAAUCGUGAAGUGAUUGGCACUCUUCGUGGUUUCGAUGCGUUCAUGAACAUCGUGAUCAAUGACGCCAUGGAAAUCACCAAGGACGGACAGCAGUUACGGAUCGAUAUGGCAGUUAUUCGCGGCAACAGUAUAAAUAUCGUAGAGGCGAUUGAUCGUGUGUAACCGUGUGUUUUGGUCAAUCUUUGUACAGUCCUGACCUGUUGGAAAUUUUGUCAUAAACUUUUUAUCGAGUAAAAUUACUUUUGGC